Molecule: messenger RNA, 1318 nt
Organism: Thrips palmi
Lineage: Eukaryota; Metazoa; Arthropoda; Insecta; Thysanoptera; Thripidae
Gene: AQP
Product: aquaporin-11
Exons: 6
Coding region: 178-984 (268 amino acids)
Biological process (GO): transmembrane transport
Cellular component (GO): membrane; cytoplasm
Molecular function (GO): channel activity
Source: RefSeq, a predicted model, not a curated record
CGAUGCUGCGCGCGACGCGACGACACUUGGGCUAGAGGCGAGGCGGCGCGCGGUAGCGGUAUGGCGGGGACACUGUGAGCACGCCGACGGCGGACCGCGGCGGACCGGACGGGGCGCUAUUUCGACAUCCAGAAUUAAGGGACUCGACGCGCUCGGGGCGAAGCAAAGGGAGCCACCAUGGCGGACCAGUCCUGCUUGACGGUGUCGCUGUUCGUCAUGGCGCUGACGUGCUUCAUGGCGUCGGUGGGGAGGCGCGUGGCCGUGCGCCGCACGCGGAGCCGGCCGCUGGUGCGCGGCCUGCUGCUGGAGGCCAUCGCCACGGCCGAGCUGUGCGCCUGCUGCUUCGAGCUCAUCAUCGUGGCGGACAACUUCGGCGUGGCCGCCUACGCCGCCGUGCUGUUCGCGCUGACGGUGUGGUGGUCCAACGAGUGGGGCGAGGCCACGGCCUGCCCGUACACGCACCUCGAGGACGUCCUGGACGGCAAGACCGACGUGAGGGUGGCGGCGCUCAAGAUCUGGGCGCAGCUCACCGGCGGCGUGCUCAUCUUCAGGUACAUCCAGGUCAUCUGGUGGCUGGAGCUCUGCGACACGCACAAGAACCGCGCCUUCGAGCAGUGCACCGCCGACCUGCAGGUGCCCGUGCUGCUGGGCGCCGCCAUCGAGGGCGUGGCCACCGCCCUGUGCCGCAUCGCCUCCAGGGCCAUCGCCGACAUCGAGCCCAAGUUCGCCAGCAUCAUCGAGUCCUUCAUCGGCACCUCCCUCGUGGUGGCGGCCUUCCACUUCUCCGGCGGCUACUUCAACCCCGCGCUGGCGACGGCCCUCAAGCUGGGCUGCAAGGGCCACACCGCCUACGAGCACCUCAUCGUGUACUGGGCGGGCGCCUGCGCCGGCGCCGUGGUGGGCACCCUGCUGUACAAGCACCCCUUCAUCAAGGAACGCAUCCUGGGCCCCGAACGCGCCGCCAGGCUCAAGAAGGCCCUGUAGGACCCGGCCAAACAGCUAUCUGUGAUUACUGCAAUUGCCUCCGUCUCUCUUUUAUUUUUGUGUAAAUUAUUUAUCUAUUUGUUUUAAUGUGUUUAGGCUAGUGUGUAACGCUCUCUAAUAUGAACCUUGUGAUUUCUUUUCUUGUGGUAUUUUUGAUUUUAGAUUACCCAAAUUCUCACUUGAUAGGACCUAUAAUAAGUUUCAUCCCAAAAGAGGUCAAUUUUUUUUGUUUAGAUGCCAGAUGGAAGAAUCUGCUGAGGAGCAUGCUCACAAAGUAUGAACUGUGCUCAGAAAAGGUGGAAUGCAGUGUAUAAAGACUCCAAAACAAAAGUCA